Penaeus monodon (black tiger shrimp) is the source of this 4824-nucleotide messenger RNA. It is a transcript of the gene ksr, whose product is annotated as kinase suppressor of Ras 2-like. The record is from RefSeq and is a predicted model, not a curated record. Lineage: Eukaryota; Metazoa; Arthropoda; Malacostraca; Decapoda; Penaeidae. Gene Ontology annotation, biological process: protein phosphorylation. Gene Ontology annotation, molecular function: protein kinase activity; ATP binding.
CGGGGCGAGCGAGCAAUGUUUGGUGGGCAUCCAUGAUGGCGGCCAGUGCGCGGCGCUCCGCUCGGCGUUCUGUGUAAGGCAACGGCUCAGCGCGGAGAGGCGGCGACCAAGCAUGAAGGGAACGCGCGGGUCACGGCGCCUCGUCUUGUGUGCAGUGUCUAUAGACAGAUAGUAAGGGAGACCAUGUCCUGGGGCGGCGGCGGAGGGAGGCUGGCGGCGGGAGGGCUCCACGGGGAUGGCCACAACCAACCCCAUCACCAGCAGCAGCAGGUGGGCGUGGGCGUGGACGUGGGCGUGCAGGAGGUGAUAGCGCGGGCGCUGGAGACGUGUGAGACCCACCACCAGUUCAUCGCCUCGCAGGCAGAGCACCUGGAACGCCUGAGGUCGCAGUGUGCCACCAGCGCCCAGCUCACGCAGCAGGAGAUCCGCACGCUCGAGGGCAAGUUAGUGAAGCUGUUCAGCCUACAACUGGUAACAAAGCGGCACUUACCCUCGGGUGUGCCCUUACCUCGUGAGCUGCAGCUUUACCCCUCGCUCAAGCAAUGGCUGCAAGUGGUUGGACUCUGCAAAGAUUCUGUUAUUGGUAUGUGCCAGAGAGUCUCCACACUAGAAGGAUUACUUGAAAAAAGAGAAAAUGAAUUACGCAACAUCCUCAAUGAUUAUGGAGCCGACAAAAGUGAAGCCCAUAAACUGGCAAGGGCCAUGCACAAUCUCAAACGAUACACAGAGAUACAAAUGCAAGGUCAGGCAGGAGACCCAAACAACUCAGACCUGCCUCUAUACUGGGACUCUUGGGAGAACUGUCCUCCUUCUCCUCGAGCCUCUACUCGAGCACAGAGAGAAUGUCGUUCAUCUGUCUCCUCGUCUGAUGGAGAUGGUGGGAGUGUCACCAGUGGCAGUACUCCAGCAACAAAGGGGCACCAGUCAGUCAACGUAGUAGUGAUGACUCUUCCACUCCUUCCUCACCCCCUCCUCCUUUGUCCCUGGUUCCUCCACUAAGUCCUGGUGGGCCACUCCACACUUCCUCCACUCUUAACCUUCCUGGGAGUAUCACGGUCUUCUCUGAGAAGCGAUAUACUCCUCCCCCAACUCCUAGUAUUAUCCCAAAGGGCAAGAGUUCAGGUGACAAGAAAUUCCCAACAACACCUCCUCCUGGCAAGAAAUACCAAACUGGCCUCUUAAAUCCCCUGCAGCCAUCUUUAGGUCGUUCCACAUCACAUGAGUCACAGCUUGCGCCAAGGGCUGAGGGUCAUGAACAGCAGUCUUCAGCGCUUCUCAGAAAGCUUAAUCACUUCUGGUUGGGUGGCAGCUUGGAGCAACUUGUGACUCGAAGGACACGCCUUCACUCAGAGUCUGAGGCUUCAGCAGACAACUCUGGCAAGAGGGUGGAUGGGAGCCGGACCAGAACGGAGGUGCGAGACCUAAAGACGCCUCAGAACUCUCCAGCACCUUCGACUCUUGCCAGCCCCAUCAAGUCACCUCACUACCCAGAUCCUGCCAAAGAUGACAGUCAUAUAAUGAAAUCUACUCUUUCAGUACCAAAGUCUCCACGCACCCCUACUCUAGCUGGUUCAAUGGGUCACAAUGUGCAGCAUCGCUUCAUAAAGACGAUCAAGUCUGCCACUUGUGGUUACUGUCAUCACAAGUUUUCUAUUUUAGGUGGUCUGAAGUGCAAGGAGUGCAGCUACAAAUGUCAUCGUGAAUGUGAGCCAAAAGUGCCACCUUCCUGUGGAUUGCCACAAGAGUUGCUCAUAUUAUUUGCUGAUACUUGGAAGAAGGUUGGUAUGGAUGGAAGUGGUGGGCUGCACAGAGGAGGCACUCCUGGGGUCUCUCCUUCUCACCAUCAUCCAAAUGAUGUCUUCUCUCCUCUACGGGUCGGCCAGAUGUCCAACUCUCAGCCGUCCAUUAGCAUACCAUCCUUCCAGGACCCCAAUUCCAGUUCGAACACAUCCAGCUGCAACUCCUCAACCCCCUCCAGCCCAGCCCUCAUCAUUUCUGCCUCUCCUGCAAGGCAUGAUGCAUUCCAUUUUCCAACCACUCGAGGAUUCCAUUUCCCAGAGGUGAAUGAGGACUGUGGGGAUAUGCGGCUUAUUUCGCCCCGACCCCCUACCAAGGCCCCUAUAUCAGCUUCCUCCACCCAAAGUGAUGUGAUAGACUCCAGACAGUCUCAUGAUUCUGACCGCACUGUGUCACAAACCUCAGGGUCUGGCAGUACUGGCACUGAUGAUUCUGAGCGCACAAUAGCAGGUCGUGUAGAUUCGCAAGAUUCCACAGUAUCUGAUGGAGAAAAUGCAGAUCCUCGAUGUACUCGUCAGAACAGUGUCAGUAGUGUGUCCCAGUCUCUCCGAGAAUGGGAUAUUCCCUAUGAUGAACUUGAUAGAGGAGAAGUCAUUGGACGAGGAAGAUUUGGCAUUGUAUAUUCAGGAAAUUGGCAUGGACAAGUGGCUAUAAAAGAGUUGCGAAUGGACUAUGUUAAUGAUGAGAAAACUCUUGAAGCAUUUAAAGCAGAGGUGAGCACUUUCCGCAAGACCCGACAUGAGAAUUUGGUCCUGUUCAUGGGUGCAUGUAUGAAGCCCCCAAGACUAGCCAUAGUGACAAGCCUAUGCAAGGGCAUGACACUCUACAAACACAUUCAUGUACUGAAAGACAAAUUCAAUAUGUCACGCACCAUCUUGAUUGCUCAGCAAAUUUCACAGGGUAUGGGCUACCUCCAUGCAAGGGGCAUCGUUCACAAGGACCUUAAGACCAAGAAUAUAUUCCUGGAGAGUGGCAAGGUUGUCAUCACAGACUUUGGUCUCUUCAAUGUUACGAGACUCUGUCAUGAUAGCAGACGAGGCAACUGGUUAAGUAUUCCUCCUGGUUGGUUGUGUUAUCUCUCCCCUGAGGUCAUGAGGAACUUGCGUGUGAUACAGAAACAAGACGAUGGCCUUCCUUUCACCACGUAUUCAGAUGUUUAUUGUUUCGGUACUGUGUGGUAUGAAUUAUUAUGUGGUGAAUGGCCCCAUAAAGGCCUUCCUCCAGAGGCCAUAAUAUGGCAGGUUGGACGUGGAAUGAAGCCUUCCCUAGCACAUCUACAGGCUUCACGGGAUGUUAAGGACAUACUCAUGGCCUGCUGGAGUUACCGGCCGGAUGAAAGGCCAGAGUUCUCCACCAUGUUGAACAGCUUGACAAGGCUUCCUAAGAAGCGGCUCCACCGCUCCCCUUCCCAUCCUAUCCACCUCUCACGUUCUGCAGAGAGCGUCUUGUAGACAUCGGAUUUCAAGUCGCAAAGACAUGAUGCAACUGUGGUUGAAUUUGGAGAGUAAGUCACCUUGUGCUGCAAUAUUCAGACUUUUAUUUUUCUGAUGUGUUUCUUAUUUUCUUUGUUGUCUUACUUUGUUCCAAUGAAUUUUAAAGCAGCCAAAAGUGAAUGCAGCAAGUGUGCACAACACUGAUUUGGGAUUGGAUGGUGUUAGGAUAAGCAUUUUUCCAAAUAUGUUUGUCCUUAGAGAACAUGCAGAUAGGAUGUAGAAGCACAAACCUUCUGCAGUUUUUUCUACUAGUGGUGGGUGACAAAGUGUCACUUUUGUUUUCUGUUAGGAAAUUAGAUUUUGUGCUCAAUUUUGCUCUGCAAUUUUGCUGCUUACUACUUUGUUUGUAAAAUCUGUAUAAUGAAUCUUGAAAGUAAGACUUAAAAGGGAAGAAAUGAAAAAUGUAAUAAGUACGUAUUAAGUAUUUUUUCUCAUACUAAUGGAAAUUCUAUUAAUUGGGAAGGUAAUAUCAUGUUAUUUAUUCAUAAUGUACUUUAAAAGAACCCUCCCAGUACAAGAAUGCUUGGUAUCAACACAGAGUAAGCAUGUAUUCUUGAUAAUGUAGUCUAUUAUAUGAAUCCUUUCUAUUCAAGCUGUUUAGUCUAAAUUAUAGUGUUGUUUUAAUUUAUUGAUGGAAACUGCAGUCGGGUAGUGACUGAGAUCAGAAAGUUUAAAACUAGGAAGAAGUCUUUGUAAAAUGGUUUCCAGAUUGAAACAACUUUAAACUUACUAGUUAAUAAUACAAGUCCAACAUUUUCUAGUCAGCCAAUGUACACUAGAGAGUUUCCUGCAGUAGAUCAAGCUAUAUUUAUACAUUUUUUGAUAAGCACUCAUGGACCUUGCGCAGGACUUCAGUGAGGUAAUUAUUUGUGUUGUGAAGUAGAAGUAGAACAGAUUCUGAAACACCAAUAGGCAAGUUGUGGUAAAACAGAUAAAGAGAUGAAGAACAUUCACAGGGCAUUGAGCACUUCACCAUUUAAUUGUCCAGAGUGUGUCACUACAGCGUUUCAGAAUUUGGCCAAAUGUACUUUGUCAAGACCUGCAAUAUGUUGAUGAUUGCUUGUCAUAUCAUGUAUGUGAUGAAAGGAGUUGUACUCCAGUUUAAUUUUGAUUGACCUUGAAGAACCAGUGGGUGGAUAGACUUAAUAGGUCUACACAAGAUGGAAAAUCCAUAGGCCAGUCAGCAGUAAUGCUGACAUUAUUUUGAGCAUUUAACUUGUAUAAAUUGACUAUGAAGUUUGUUUUGCCAUCAGAGAUGCCCCACUUGAGAACUAAUAACUUGUCAAGAAAAAUUAUGUCAAUUAUGCAUAUGAUUGGCACUGUCUAUGAAGGAGCAGACAGAGGUAUUACCAAGACAGUGGGCAAGGUCACAAAGCCAUGGCCAGUAGAAGUCAUGAUAAGAGGCCAAACUUUCUUGUCUGGUAAAACUCAGUUGAUUUGUAGUGUUCCAAAUGCAACAGAGUCCACCAACAUCAGUGGUCUGCAUCCAAAGAUCCAGUAAUAUCUUGAUAAAUAAAGAAAAAUUACAUGUCAA